CCCUCCGUUACCUGCUCAGCCGCCUCCCCGCGGCCGGUUCGGGCCCGGUGCCUCCGGGCCGCCUCGGAUCCGCAAAAUGGCGACAGGAAGGGCCGGGCUGGGGGCGUGCGAGACAAGACACCGCGGCAUCUCCCGGCUUGGGCAGCACCGGCAGCACCGAGCAGAGCCGAGGGGAGCGGGCAGACCGCAGGGCAAAGCGAGGACGGCUUCCGUGCCUUCCUCCGCCAUGCAUGCGGGCAUGCAUAAAGCCGGCUGCUCAAUAAAGCAGAAGCCUUGUUUUUUUUCUUUUUAAAAUCUUAGAGCACGAUAUUAACGCUUUACUGUAUUUAAAAUGUCCUGGGCUUUGAAAUUACUACUUGGCUCUGGGAGUUAUUCGCAUUUCUGAAACUUGGAGAUCUCUAAGGAACAUGAAUAUUACUCAUCUAUGAUUAUGAGCACUGCUGGGUGCUUCCCGUGCAUUCACAUGUAACGACUUACACAAAGUGUCCUGCUAAAAGCAGCUCAUGGCUGUGGUGCAGUUGCUUGCUACUGAAAUGCACUAAUCCUUAGGGCAGCUGCAGCAAUCAGUGUGUCUGCCUGAGCUGAUGGCAGAACCGGGCUCAGGUGUGGAAGGAGAAUACACACGAAGGGAGUGUCAGAGCACACGGGCAGUGCUGUUGGGAUCACAGCAGGCGUUGGAGGAAAGCGUUGUGCUGGGCUGAAGUGCUUUGCAUCUGCCAAAUCUAACAGAGAUGGAUGAGAUCAGCCUUGCUCCAGUUCUAACACAGGAGCCUCCCGUGCACAUGGGCAGCGUGCACACUCACUGUCACCUUUUGUUUGCAAAGUCAGCGAUGCCAUUUUGAUGACUGCCUUGUUGGCUCGCUCUGUGCAUAUAUUCUUCGAUACAGCUAAAAGCCGUGACGGGCAGCAGUCGGAGCUCCAUUAUCCUGUACGUCCGUGCAGCAUCAGGUCACGGUGGCUGUUUGUUUUCCUGCCCCGGCUUCCUCACCCCGCGGACUCGACUCUUACCCCCCGCCGGCCGUUGGGCUGGUGCAGCCGUUGGAGGCCUCUGAGGCGCUGCCUCCUGGCGGCGAGGCCGAGAGCGGCGGGACGCACCUCGGAGCAUCGUUCGUCGUUUGCAGCCUGGUCUUUGUAACAGCGUAUUUCAGUAUUUAACCUCCGGAACGCGAUUCCUCUUGCCUGUGUUCAUUCCCCCUGACGAGGCUCAUUUUGAUGAUGGAUAAACAAGCAGCUGCUAAACUAUCUACUGCUUUUACUUCGGAUGCUGUCGGGGGAUGCAGGAAGAGGGACAGAGCGUUACAAACUGCAAAACUGAAUGCUUCCCUGGCAUCCAAAAUCAAAUCUAAAUUAAUAAAUAAUUCAUCAAUGUCGAAAGUAUCUUUAAAACAAAAUAAUAAAGCGUUAGCUCUGGCUUUGAGUGUGGAGAAAGAAAGUUCUCGGAAGCUGAAGAAUGAGAAGAUUUUACUUCAGAAAGAAGUAGAAAAGCUGCAGCUUCAUAAUAUCCUGCUUCGUCAAAAGCUGAGCUGUUUGAAUAAAACUCUUAGAGAAAUAGGAGCAUUUUUGAGUGAUAACCUCUUAACGGCAAUAGAAAUAAGUGGUCUUUCUGAGAAUCUUCAGAACUCUUUUCCUCUGUCAGACAGCCCAAGUAGCUGUACUGAUGACCAAUUGAAGAGUACAUGCCAGUCACCAAGAUCUGUAGAAUUGCCAGUGAAGCUUGAUCUACUUGCAACAUCUGCUGGAAAACAGCAAGAAAAUCAGUUUUGCACGGAAUUAAGCAGUGAUAGUGCGUUCCCACCUGUGAAACAGUCUGAGGAGUUUACAAGACAAGAUGAUGGUUUGUUGCCAUUCUGUGAAAAUGUGACUGAAAGGAAGAAAUAUGCAACACAUUAUGGAUCAAAACCACAGCUUAAUAUAAAGGAUUUCGAUAAAAAAUGUAGCUCAAAUCUGCCUCAUCAUGGUAGCAACAGCAGUGAGGUGAAGGAAAGACCAAGUGACUUGUCUCACGUUGUUCCUUCUCAACUUGAUUUUGGCAGUGAAUAUAAGGAGAUGCUUCCUAUUGAUGGGAUUAAAUCUGAAGAAACUGUUUAUGAUGCUGAUAUGGAGUUGACUGCCAGUGAUGCAGGUGAAUUGCUCACAGUUGCAUCAAAAGACAAAUUACAUAAAAGAAAUAAUGCCAGUUCUGAUAAAGUACUGGCAAAUUUUAGAAAAGUGAAAUAUUCUAGAAGUGAGAAAGAGAAAAUCAGAAACAAGACUGAAGUCAGUUCAAAUUGUUAUGCAGAAGAAAAGCACACUGGGACUGACAAUAACAACAUUUCAAAAACUACUGACCCACGAACUCAGCUAUUGCAAAGUCAGACACAACAGCUACCUACACAGAAUUCUACAGAGAAACAGAAUUUACUGAAUACCAGUGACUGUAAUCAAGACCAGAAUUGUCUAAAUAAGGAUAAAGAUACUAGAAGAACAUAUUUAGUUAGCCUAGUGCAUCAAAAACAAGAACAAGAAGCAAAUGAAGAAAAUUCCUCAGAAACUUUGGAAGAUGGGGAAAACAAAAUAAUAAAAGCAUACUCAAGCUUAUCUAGUAGUGAGAUCCCACGUCAAGUUUGUUGUGCUGAAAGCCUGGCAUUCCAGGAUAACAGCUCUACUGUACCACCUCUACACCAGGACUUUCUACAUGAAAAUGAGAAUGGUGUCAGACUGCUAAGAAAUAGGAGAACCCUUCAAAACCCUUCAAAAAUGAACACAGCCAAAUACUGUGAAGUUGAUAAUGGGUAUGAAGAAUAUGGUUCAAAAAAAUCUCAAACAGAUGGGUGCCAGUGUGACAGCAAGAGAAAAGAAGACCAGAAGAAUAUUAUAAAGGGUAAAUGCAAUAAAAAAGGUAGUUACAGACAAAGAGAAGCUGAAAUUGACAGUGUUAAUAAAAAUAUUCAAAAAGUAGAUCAAAAGAGUGGUAAUUUUUCAGCUGGCAGAUUAAAACAUACAUUGGCAAAGGCUGCCCGUAAAUCAUAUGUGAUACCAACUACAGAUCUUACUACGUUCUCACUUUGCAAAAGUGAGGAAUUAAAAAAUAAGGAUGCACUGCACACACUGGCUGUUUGUGGAAAUAAAGAAACUGAAACUCAGCAGUCUCAAGGAGCUUUAGUUGCUCAGAAUGAUAUGGCUGUGAACAUACCUCAAGCUAAAGCCUCCACAAAAAAUGCUGGUAGCAAUGCUGUUACAUUAAAGAGGGUAGGUUCCUCAAAAGCAGCACGUGAAGAAUCUAGCAUUAGUAAUUCUUGUGACAAUCAGGUAAAAGAAAGAGGGAGCCUCAGUUCUGGUAAUAUGGAGAGUAGAAAAAAGAAGAAUUAUUUCAGACAUAUUGAUCAGGGACAGCUGAAUUUUUUGGAUGACCAGGAAGUCUCUCAUGAGAUGGAUCCCUUCAUGAACAAGUCAAAACCCAUGAUGCAAAAAUUAGAAAUUUUAGAAUCCUUACCUGUUGAUUGUUCUAAGAAUAAGACAGUGAGUGCAGGCAGCUUUUUCCAGAGAGGUUUUUCUGAAAAGGAGCCCACAGCUCUUGAUAACCUUAAUGCUUCCAUGAACUCUAUUCUGAAACAUUCAGAAAUUUCUGGGAAAACCAAUCAAGACAAAGAACUGGAUUCUGGAAAAGCAAAGCAAAAAUCAGAUCAUAUUUAUAAAGAGAUUUGUGAAAACACUUUGACACGUCAUCAUGGGAGCACAGCUUUGCAAGAUGUGACAAAUACUAGUGAGUUUUCUCACACUUCUUUACCUAAAUCCUCCCAGAUAUUGGAAGAAAACUCAGCAGAACCAGUUAGACGAGGAAGAGCUUCUAUAUGUUACAAAGAACCCUCCCUAAGCCGAAAAUUAAGACGUGGGGAUCAGUUUACAGAUACACAGUUUCUGCAUUCCCCAGUCUAUAAAGUGAAAAAGAAACGAAGCUUUAAAAGUAAAUCAAAGCUUAUAUGAAGAAGACAAGAGAAUUGCCUUCAUGAUCAGUACUUCUGAAAUGGUUAUGCACUCUUGAAACCUCCACAGACUGAGCAGCUCUUCAGUAAGCUGGACCUUUGAUCAAAGCUGGUAACCUUUUAUAUGUAACUGUUAUUUUUGUAAAGUUUACAAAACAAACAAACAAAAAUCAUUACUCUUUGUACUUCAUUGUAGCUUUUGUAGCAUUGUAACCUGGGUAAGUGAGAAAAUCCUGGUUUCUGUCUGCUUGAAAGACAAGGUGUUUGAGAAUAUUUAGUGUGGAUAUAUGAAGGGAAGAUCAUACCUGAUUGGCCUGAUAAUCUUCUGCAAUGAGUUGAUUAAUUUGGUGAGUGAGGGAGGGAACAGCAGUGGAUGUUUUUUACCUCAACUUCAGUAAGGCUCUUGGCAGGAUUCUCAGGAGUCUUUUUCUUUCUGAAAUGUACUGUGCAUCUUGCUACGUUGGCAAAAUCAUUAUGAAGAGGUGUGGCAAUGGAUGGAAACAUAGAUUCUAUCCUGAUCCAAUAUUAGUAAAGAAAGAAUUGUAUACACUGCUAUACACUUCUCUGUGUAUCAACAUCUCUAGUUGCAUCAUUAGAAAUCCAAAAGAAGAGUCUGUUACAACUUGUAUUUCCUGUGCUGGCACUGCAGCAACAAAACACAGUGAUUCCAUUUGUUUGUUUGUUCUAAUUGGUUAUUUCUCUCUAUUGCCUAUGGUUUGAAAACUAGAAACAGAACUCCAGAUGUCUCUUGGAGGUAGUCUCAGUUAUUUUUUUAGUGAAGGUCCCGCUGUUCAGCACUGCUUUCUUUUCUGCAAGAUAGGCUGCUGUUGUGUUUCAUGCAGUUUUAAACCAAACUGUAAGCCCUGGGUUUUAUGCCUUACCUUCUUCAACUUGUGUUCGUAUGGAUAUCUUUCAGAGGAAGAAAGGGUAAAGAAAGUGACCAGAAAGAGGGGAGAAGUUACUUUAUGUACCUCUGAAAUCCCACCACUGUUAUUACAGCACUUUUCAUUGUUUUCCAUCUUUAGUUUUGUUGCUCUAGCUGCUCAAGCUGAUGCUACAUACAGAGAUAACAUUUACUCUGUAUGAUGUAGUUAUUUUACUUAUUCUACAAAAUGACCACUCUAGGCACUGCAUAAGUAAUGCUGGAUUACCUGCUGAAUCUUCACUAAAUGUGAUUUGUUUUGUUCAGCUUUUUUACCAGAUCCGCUGGUAGAUUAGAAGCUCUUGCAAGGAAAAACUGAUGUAAAAAAGAGCUCAGAAUAUUCCAGAUAAAACUACAUCUGUGGCUGUCACUGGGAUUUU
Messenger RNA from Coturnix japonica (Japanese quail), 5264 nucleotides. Lineage: Eukaryota; Metazoa; Chordata; Aves; Galliformes; Phasianidae. The record is from RefSeq and is a predicted model, not a curated record.